Messenger RNA from Penicillium waksmanii, 579 nucleotides. Its product is annotated as fungal specific transcription factor domain-containing protein. NCBI's taxonomy places the organism in Eukaryota, Fungi, Ascomycota, Eurotiomycetes, Eurotiales, Aspergillaceae. The transcript has 2 exons. Bases 1 to 579 code for a protein of 192 amino acids. The record is from RefSeq and is a predicted model, not a curated record.
AUGGACAACGAACUUUGUCUACGAACGUGUCGGCCGCCGGCAAUUUGUACUGACUACUGUGACUUGACUUUUCCCAGUGCAAGCGAAAUUGCCAUCGAAUUCUGCCUUUCCGAUCUGCAGAUCCCAUCCAUCCAGAUAAUUCCACACCUUUUUCCUACCGAUUUGAGGCUGGCCUCGAUUCAAUCGAAGAUUAGCAAGGCGCUCCAUUCUCCUCGAGCAGCAUCGAAAUCAGAUGCGGAACUUUUGAAGACUAUUCGCGAAGUAGAUGAUGCGAUUGAUGACUGGUACAAGAAUCUGGAACUAUCAUGUGAUCUCUCUGCCUUUCCAGCUCAAGGUAUCAUGACCCGGGAGGAGGCCCUCGGGUCUCAAUUUAUGUUACAUAUACAGCAUAAAUACUGCAUCGUUGCCAUCCAUCAGAUGAGUACCGGAUGCGCGGCAUGGAUUGCCGAUCCUAACAGCCAAGCGCUGGGUAUCAAAUUGAGUUUAGAGGUUGCGGCUAACGCAAGCUGUGCUCUGCUUCAACAAUUCCUCGGCGCAAAAGCCUUGUUUCAACUAGGUUCGCUAUCUUCUAUGUUCUGA